AUGUACGACCUGGGAGCCAGUAUAAAUUUCUAUAUGAUUCAUGGUGGAACGAAUUUCGGAUUUUGGAAUGGAGCUGAACCUAAUGCUCCGUGCAUUACGUCUUACGACUACUUCGCUCCCAUAUCGGAGGCUGGAGACGUGACAUCUAAGUAUCUGGCAAUAAGAGCCUGGAUAAAGGGUUUGAAAGACUGGAAGAAUAAACCAUUGGAUGUUCCUGAAAACAAUCCGAAAACGGCGUAUGGAGAAGUAAAGAUGGUCCCCGUAGAUGGACUCUACCAUCCACCAAAUGAGGAAAACUGCAUUACUGCCGCUUCACCCAUGUCUUUUGAACAACUCAACCAGCCAUUCGGCUUUGUGCUCUACACCAGGGUAGAAAAGAAGACUUUAAAGUUAUUAUCACUGUAUCAAUUCGAUAUCUUUAGAAAAUGGAAAUUUGCGGUAAAAGACUUUUGGUGA
Strongylus vulgaris is the source of this 456-nucleotide messenger RNA. The record is from the annotation of a GenBank genome assembly. NCBI's taxonomy places the organism in Eukaryota, Metazoa, Nematoda, Chromadorea, Rhabditida, Strongylidae.